This is a messenger RNA of Camelus dromedarius (Arabian camel), 4212 nucleotides long. Its product is annotated as E3 ubiquitin-protein ligase RNF4-like. Gene Ontology annotation, molecular function: transcription factor binding. The record is from RefSeq and is a predicted model, not a curated record. Lineage: Eukaryota; Metazoa; Chordata; Mammalia; Artiodactyla; Camelidae. The coding region runs from base 400 to 966 and encodes 188 amino acids. The transcript has 2 exons. Gene Ontology annotation, cellular component: PML body. Gene Ontology annotation, biological process: positive regulation of transcription by RNA polymerase II.
AUAGCGGGUUAAAAGGAGAGGAAAACCCCGGUGUUUUCCGCCAUCCGGUGGUUGGGAACAAGCGCCGAGGCUCCCGGCUUCCUGACCUUGCACCUGUGCUUCACUGGGCGCUGCUGCAAGCCUGGGCGCGUCCACCUUAAAAAUUCAGAUUGAGCUUUCUCAUAUGUGGCUCCCAGAAGACUCACCCCACAUCACUGUGGGAACACAGCAGUUGAGGAAGUGGAGACAGGAAUGGAACUAGAAUCAGAGUUCAAACAUAUUGGCAAAUCUUGGUUCUAAGUUAUUCUGUAAGUAAGAGAGUGACUGACCAACAGCUGUGAGACAUUGAGAACUUUAGCAUUUUCUGUAAACUUUGGCACAGGUCACUUACUUCUCUGAAGACUGGGUCCAAAAAGCACAAUGAACACAAGAAUGUGCUAUGGUAACAGGGUGAACUUCAGACAAGCACGAGAAUUCCGUACAGCUGGGGAAGGAGACACAACUCCUGAGGUGAUCUUGGAAGCAGAACUGAUAGAUCUUGGGGAAAAUGAUGAAAUAGUUGACCUUACCUGUGAAUCUCUAGAACCUGCAGUGAUUGACCUAACUCACCAUGACUCUGUUGUGUUUACUGAAGAAAGGAGGAGAGCAAGGGGAAACACAAGGUCACUCCAAGGUCAAACUGGAAGCUGUGUGGUAAGCAGUGAUGAGGGGUUAAUAAGGGACAGAGAUGUUUACAUGACCAACAGUGCCUACCAUAAUGUCCUGGAAGAAAAAACUUUAAAAUGCACAGUACCUGGUUAUAUCCGGUGUCGAAUAUGUAUGGAUGGGUACUCGGAGAUUGAACUAAGUAAACGACAAAUCUACUCUACAGAAUGUGGCCACAUCUUCUGUAGUCAGUGCCUCUGCAAUUCCCUUAAAUAUACUAAAAAUUGCCCAGUUUGUUUGAAAAAAAUCAGCUGCCAUCAGUACCACCGCAUUUAUAUAUGAUGUGUGCCAUGUUGCUCUGGACAAACAGCGUGGCUAGAUUUUUCCAUGUCCUUAUGCAGAAACUAUGGGUUGUUGGAAUUCAGUGCAAUGAACUCAAAAAACCUGAUUUUAAAAAUUGCUCUCUGGAGUAUAUAAAAACUUUCAUUUCCCACACACUGUGAGACUACCUUUCAAUUCAUUUUGUUUAAUGCUCCAGGGCUGGACUUGGUUGUCAUAGUGUGCCAGAGACUGGUGAUUGUCCUCAAAGCAAAAUUUCCUCUCUUCCUCAUAGCAAUCUAUUUUCAAUUGGCCACAUGUGGGUAUUUUGGGUCAUGUGAAUAAAGGCAACAUCCUAGAGAUGCUGGAGCAAGUAGAUCAAAGGAAUCUGAGAGACUGACAACUUUGCAAACCAGAGCCACCUACAAGUUUGGGAUUUUACUUGAGAGAGAAACUUCAUUCUUGUUUAAGCAACCAUUAUACUGGGUCUUGUUUAGAGCAAUGGAAUCUUUAUUUUAAUUAAUGGACCAGGCAGGGUGAUAUCUCCUGGUUUCUCUGGAUUUCCUGACUCCAUUGGAGUAGAAGGAAGUCAGUCCUUUCUGACCACCUCCCCAACCAGCAGGGUGGAGGUAGGUAUACGGGCAGGCAUCAUGUCCUGCUGGGACUCCUAAUGGCCUUUGAAACCAGUCUGAGUUGUUGCCUAGGCACACUAGAAUCUGGAACUGUGGUUCUAUGCUCUCUGACCUACCGUGUCAGAGAGAGGCUGCUUUCACCUAGGCUUUACAGGUAUGCCUGCCUUCCACCUCUGUAGUCAACUAAUCAGCAAGUUAGCAUGGUUCUCUUGAACAAAUAUGUCACUGUGUCACCAUCCUAGCUGCUGCAGCAGCCUGGCUGGGCCACAGGUCUUGAGAAAAGCUCCUCACCACUGCCCAUCCCCCACCACCCCCAUACACACAUAUAUAGCUCUUUUUUCUUUUGAAGAAAAUCCCAUAGGACUCACAAUUCAGUCUGCACUUUAGAAUUAGAGAUGUGAUUUUUACUGUGCUCUCUCCGUUUCCCUUAGAAUGAAAGGUGCAGUAAACUUUGUUCUUUACUUACAAUGGUUGUAGCAGUGUUGCUUUCCUCCAUGGAGGCUCAGUCUGCCCAUCCUAGUGUUACGUCUGUUCUACACACAGCAUUCUCGGGAAGUCCCAUAUUCCAGACCUCAACUGCUUGACUUGCCACAGGAUAUGCACGAUAAAUACGGAAUAUGCCCUUCUGUGGGUUUCUUUAUAUGUUCUAAAAUGAAAUGAGGAAGAAAAAUAACAUGAAAAUUAAAAAAAAAAGGAAAAAAGUUCUAAAUAUUAGAUGUAGAACUUCCUACAUUUCAAUAGAUCAUCUUGUGCACUCCAGUUUUGAGACUAUUAAUUGCUCUGUGACAUAGCACAGUGUAUCACAAACUUGGCUAAUGACUGAAACACCCGAGGUGCCUAUUAAAUAUAGAUUCUGCUUUUGCAUGUAUUGUCGACGUGCUAAAGAAAAAGAGCAUACUCUUGCCAGCAGCCCUUGACCGUCCCUGCUGUGUUCUACCCCACCUGCUACAUAUUUACCUUAACCUGCCAAACUCAUAUAGACAAAUUUGAGUUUUUGAUCUCUGCUUUAGGGGAAAAAACAGAGGGAAUUCUGACUUUUCGGAAAAACUGAGAUAAAUUUUACAGACAGAAAAAUUCACUGAUCUUAAGUAUAUAAUUAGAUGAGUUUGGGCAAAUAGGUACAUUGAUAUGACCAAUCAAAAUAUAGAACAAUCCCAUCAUUCCAGAAAGUUCCCAUCUAGUCAAUUCCCAUCUCCCACAGGCAACCAACUUUUUGAUUAUUAUCACCACAGAUAUGUUUGAGGACACUGACUUUUAUUACUUCAUUGCUAGCCUAGCUCAUCAGGGAGGAAAGUUUGAUAGGGAAAUUUGGAAUAUAAGCAAGGCAGAGAUCAAGGGCUUGUUUUAGUGGGAGCAUGACUUGUAUUACCUCUUUUCAGAAUUAAAGCAAGAAGGUAUUAAUGAUGACACCUACUAUUUAUUAAACAAUAGCUAUGUUCCAGGCACAGUACUAGGCACUCCAUUCAUCACAGGCAGUCAAGGCAUACAUCUAGGCAAGAGCAGGAACCCAACAAGAUGUAAGAGCAAGAGUUGAAGGGAGCUGUCACCGGGCAUAUUAGUGUGAAUACUUUGGCUGCCUAUUGUGCAUGGCUGUGGGAAGAAGUGAGAACUAAAGCUAAAAAAGAAGAAUAAGUCCACAUCAUGAGUAGAGCAUGUGUGCUAUGUUAUGGAGUUUAGAUUUUAUUCUACAGUUGGUAAAGAACCAUUAAAGGCUCUAAAGGAGAGCCUCUAGAGAAAGAUUCUUAAGGAUUCAGCAUAAUAUCAGUGAAGGUUGAAAAUACUUUGAAAAUUGGGCUGGGGUGGGGGUGGAAUAUGGAGGUAGAAUUAGAAGGAAAGAUCCUGGUGUUGAUUUUCUUCUCAAAGUAGAAGUGACUUUAUGAAGUGUAUAUGAAAAAUGAUGAAGUAACCUUGGUCUGAGGAAUGUGGUACUGCACUGGUACUCUCUUGCCCUUGAUGUUAACAGUUUCAUUUUAGCACAGCCAGCAGAGUUGUGCAAAGCUUUUUGAGCUAUGGCAGCUCUUGGGAGAUGACUGUUGAUCUGAGGUGGCAAUGAUAAGAAUCCAGGGAGCAGUUGUGGCAGGUUGGAUUUAGCUUUCAGGCAUCUUUUUGGAAAAGUGGAAGUUCAUUUGGCCAGAGUAGAAAGAAAUGAGAUUGGAAGAGUUUGGAUAAUCAAAUUUAUCCACUUAAUAACUAACCUAGCCUUAGACCAAGUUAGUCUCACAGUGAGAGAAUCUGGCAAUUUUCGUUUGUUGUUUCCUGAUGUUCCUUGAGGUUACAGCAGAAGACUAAAACCAAAUUUCUUGAGCUGCAACAUGUCUGGAUUUCAUCAACCACAGAUUAAAAAUGAGCUGUUUAAGAAAGAGGGUAAGAGACAGAGUGGAGGAGUCAGAGCCACCUUUCAGCAAGGGCUAGCCUUUCUACUGUCUGGCCCACAUUAAAUUCAUCCCGGCUGCGAAUGUUAAAUAUACCCGCCAGAAGAAACAAGUUACUUUCCAAGAACCUAAAAUUGUUAAGAUGGAUAAACUUUUAGGUCAUUUCCUUAGCUACAUCAAUUAGGUCCCACUGAUUUGAUAUUAAUCUGCAUACUGGGAUGACUAUCCCAGGGAGUGUUAAUAAAGUAAGUUAGGUUUCCAUGAUA